Eleginops maclovinus (Patagonian blennie) is the source of this 4635-nucleotide messenger RNA. RefSeq names its product F-box and leucine-rich repeat protein 3a (gene fbxl3a). Gene Ontology annotation, molecular function: protein binding. The transcript is spliced from 5 exons. NCBI's taxonomy places the organism in Eukaryota, Metazoa, Chordata, Actinopteri, Perciformes, Eleginopidae. Bases 289 to 1605 code for a protein of 438 amino acids. The record is from RefSeq and is a predicted model, not a curated record.
UGUCACAACAACAACUCCUCGCCAUUUCAGAAUCAGGGGGGCCGAAACUCCCACCAAGGAUUCGGGUCAACCUGUCGGAUGAGCACCACUCGCAUCGUGUUUAUUCAUUCAGUAAAACUUCUCUUACCUUUUCUCUAUCGUAUAACGGCUUAGUUGUUAUGUUCCGAUGCGUUUUAUUCGGUUGUUACGUAUGAGCUUUUCCAGCUUGGGCCCGGGCUGAAGUGUCAAAAGUGUUCUACGGAUUUUCCUGCUAACAGCUAGGAGGCUAACUAAGUGUAAACAUCAAGGAUGAAGCGUAUUAAAGGAGGAGAGGAGGACAGCAAAAGCUCUACCAGUAAAAGCCCAAGUGAGGCUUGCAAGAAGGUGCGGAAGCAGACGGGCGAGGAGUCAGAGGCAGCGGCAGUCAGUGAGUCUUCGGGGAUUGACUGGGCCCGCCUGCCUCAGGAGCUCCUGCUUCACAUCUUUCAGUACCUUCCCCUGCUGGAUCGGGCGUAUGCCUCUCAGGUGUGCCGCAGGUGGAACCAGGCUUUCCAUAUGCCAGAGCUGUGGAGAUGCUUUGAGUUUGAGCUUAACCAGCCUGCCAGCUCUUACCUGAAAGCCACACAUCCAGACCUCAUCAAGCAGAUCAUAAAGAGGCACUCCAACCACCUGCAGUAUGUCAGCUUCAAGGUGGACAGCAGUACAGAGUCUGCAGAAGCAGCAUGUGACAUCCUCUCACAGUUGGUGAAUUGUUCACUAAAGACCUUGGGGCUCAUCUCUACAGCCAGGCCCAGUUUCAUGGAGGUUCCAAAGUCUCAUUUCAUCUCAGCUCUGACCGUGGUGUUUGUCAACUCCAAAUCGCUGUCCUCGCUGAAGAUUGACGACACGCCGGUGGAUGAUCCGUCUCUGAAGGUGCUUGUGGCCAACAACAGCGACACGCUGAAGCUGCUGAAGAUGAGCAGCUGCCCUCACGUCUCCCCCGCAGGGAUCCUGUGUGUGGCAGACCAGUGUCACGGCCUGAGAGAGCUCGCACUGAACUACCACCUCCUGAGUGAUGACCUGCUGCUGGCCCUCUCCUCUGAAAAACACGUCCACCUGGAACACUUGCGGAUCGACGUGGUGAGUGAGAACCCCGGCCAGCACUUCCACACCAUCAAGAAGAGCAGCUGGGACGCCAUGGUGCGGCACUCGCCCAAAUUCAACCUGGUCAUGUACUUCUUUCUCUACGAGGACGAGUUCGGCCCUUUUUUUAACGAGGAGAUCCCGGUCACGCACCUCUACUUCGGCCGCUCCGUCAGUAAAGAGGUGUUGGGCCGCGUUGGCCUGCACUGCCCUCGCCUGGUGGAGCUGGUGGUGUGCGCCAACGGCCUGCGUCCUCUGGAUGAGGAGCUGAUCCGCAUCGCUAAGCACUGCACCCAGCUGUCAGCCAUCGGACUGGGCGAGUGCGAGGUUUCCUGCAGUGCGUUCGUGGAGUUUGUCAAGAUGUGUGGCAGGAGGCUCUCCCAGCUGUCCAUCAUGGAGCAGGUGCUGAUUCCAGAUCACAAAUACUCCCUGGAUGAGAUCCACUGGGAGGUUUCUAAGCACCUGGGCAGGGUCUGGUUCCCAGACAUGAUGCCGACCUGGUAGAGAGGAGCCACAGAGGCACGCUGUACGUCUAGUUUGUGGUGGCCUCCAUGUUUGCAUAGAAAAGCCUUUAAAUGCUCAGCUCUAGUGGGAUGUUUGGUGCCAACAUGGAGAGCGGAGACCGAACUCCAGUCUGGAGUGCAGGGAUGUGAUGUGGCUCCUGACUGCUACACAAUGUUAUCAUGCCAUGCAAAAAAAAAAAACAGCGUCUCUGCCUGUUAGCUUUACAAUAGACUGUGGCACCCUGCUUUGCCUAAUCUGGAGAAAGGACUCGCCAGGCUGACUUCUAGAUCGCAUAAUAAACAAACUGCAAACAGAACAGAGACGGUGGAAAUAUUUCACUAGAAAAACAAUGUUCCUAUAACUAUAAACUGAGUUAUAUGGACAUUGUUGCCUGGUUAUGAUGUUCAGUAUGAGAGAUGUGUGUUUGCGUACGUGAGUGUGUGUUUUAUUGUUGUUGUUUUUUUAACAUUGUGGAUUCAUUUGGGAAAAUCACAAUUGCUUGUUGUUACACUACAGCUUGGCCUACUUUAUUCCAGUCCAGAAGCUCGGCCCUGUCGACAAGAUAUCCCAUCGGAGGUUUCCAAAUGCACAGUUUGUGAGAAGUUGUGUUUGUCUCAUGUGUAUGCAAGGAGUGUAGGUUUAGUUUAUUUGCACAGCUAUUAAGGUACAUAUACCAACAAGAGAAAACACUAAGUUCAGUGCAGGAGAGUCCUCGCCGUCUAGACAUUAAUACUCAUCAAAGACAAAACACAGCACAACAAAAUCUAUACACACAAACUCAAAAACCGUAGUAAAAAACAGACGUAGAAUAAAUAUAUACGUACAACCAACAGAACAAUAUUGCUGUUGUGUUUAAAGAUGAAGUGAUACAUGUAUUUAAGUGUCCUACAGCUGGUGAGGAAGAGGACGGUUUCAAGUUUCAAGGGGAAGGAUUCAUAUAGCAAAGAGUAGCAGUGUUGUGAGUGCUUUCCCUUCCCAAAAAUCAUGCAUAAAAAUAACACGAUAGUAAAAACAGUUAGAGGUUGGCUAAGGGAGAAGUGAAAUGUGUAUAUAGGUCUCUAUUUUUGUAACGUGAAGGUGUGCAGUAUUGAUUAUUGUCAUGGAUUUUUUAAAUGAUGUCGAUGUUUGUUCUUCUUUUCUGCAUACAUUGACUUUUCCCAGUUUUGUUUCAAAGAAGGUUUUUGCACAGGGUCCUAGAUUUCCCUAAGCACUUUAAAACCAAGUGUAAGUCAGGACAAAACAAGUUAUGUUGUCCUUUUUGAAAGCACUGAACAAUAUUUAUAAAGCCCUCAUUUUUUAGUAGUUUGACCAAGAUUGUAAUGAUAAUUCCAAACGUACUGAGUCAGUACAGUAUAUUGGCGUAAAAAAAGUAAACAACAUAAAAUUUAAGUAAAUAACCUGCACAGAAAUGCCUGAAUUUGGAGGUUUGAGUAGACUUUUCUCUGCAGGUAAUAGCUACAAUGCAUGCUGGGAAUGCAUAUAUAUUUCCUAAAUAGGUUUCAUUUUUAUCUUCUACUGUUUGCCUGCUCAUGCUCCAAACAUCAGCUCCAUGCUGUGGAUCUCUGCCCUCCGGUUAGCGUACGUUGGCUCUGUGUCGUGUGACCACAUCGUACUGACGGGAGUGGAAGACGUCUUAGCAGAUAAUCAGAAAGCUAAUGCUCCUGUUAAAAACAUGUGAUUCUUUCGGGGAGAUUUGGCAAGUCAGAAGAGUGAAACAAAAUUGUUUUUCCUUUAAGAAGGAAGUCAAAUGCAUCUGACUAUAACGCUGUGUGUUUUGCUAUGAGUAGAGAAAGCUGGUCGCCCUCUGUCAGGGUUUUCUUAACCAUCGGACCGCGCCUUUUAUAAAAACCAGAGCGCGUUGUCCUUUUCUAGAUGGAUUAUUCACAUGCUGUUGUCACUAGAAAAGAUAAGCUGUAAUUUAUUGAUAUGAAACUGCUUUUGUAAUUAGUUUGUGUUUUUAUGUGGAGCAAAUGAAGCAACCGUUAUAACCAGCAAGGAGACCAGCAGGUGUUGGUCCAAAACUUUCGAAUUCACUACCGUAAGCUUUGAAUAAUUUAUCAACAAACGGGAGCAGAGGAAUGUAGUAGUGCUAGUCUGAUAAAUAAUUAUUUUCCAACAAGAUAAUCGCACCAAAAACCCAAAGAAGUGGCUCUACGUCUGACUGAGUUUCAUAAAGAAUAAUACUAACUUGCAUUGUUGUGUUUUUUUGUCUUUUUGUCCAAAUGCAGCAUUAUCUUAAGGCAAUAAAAAAAAAAACUGAACUAUUUGAUUAAUUAAAACACAAUUUAAUGGAACAUAGGAAGACACUUCCUCUAAAAAUACAAAAUAAAAAAUAGUGUAAAGUCCCUGUCAAAUCAGUAAGUGUGAUUAAGGGCUUUCACUGGAAGAGAUAUCAUUAUAAAGUUAAACAAUUGAUCAGUACCACAUGCAUAACCCACAUUUUUCUGCCAGACUGCAUUCCUUUUAUCCAUGUCUUUCUGACACUUGAUUUAAUGUACCUCACAGUGGACUAACACAGAGACACUCCAUGCUUCUUAGUUUAAUGGACUGAGUCUGUUGGUAAGCGUUGGUCUCUUAUAUCACUCACGGUAGACGCCUGCGCUGAUGGUCUGUGCUGUUGUGCAUUAGCAUCUCAGUGGUACGGUAACGUAUCUCCUGAAUUAUUUUUCAUUAUUCGUGCAGGGCAUUAAACGGGCGGCGUGACAGCAGCUCUAACGUGAGGAUUGUGUCUCAACGCUGUACUGGUUUUGAAUCAUUUUCAUGUUGUCUUUAUUGGACAUUUCAGUUAAAAUGCUGAACACCGAUAAUAAUCAUCUUUAUGAUGCCUCUUGUCAGUAAUGGUAAUUUGGACCUGAGUUGUUAAGAGUCCUCCAGUAAGUUUCAGUAGCAUUUAACUGGUGUUGACCAUGCUGUCCUUUUUAGCUUCUGUAAGGCAAAUGCUUUGUCUAAUUUGCUUAACUGGUCACCUGUUUUAAAAUGAUUGUUUUGGACACUUGAUCUUAGACCAGUAAUAAAACAUUUGUGAAUGUA